AUGACGGCAGAUCGACUCCGGUCUCUGGAGCAGAACAUGGCCCAGAUUCAAAACAUGCUCAGCAACCGAUCAGAUGUCCCGAAUGCAACAGCUACUAAUCCUACGAGAGGCGCGACUCUCCAACAGGCUACGGCUACACGACACAGCAGCUCUUUCACAGACAAUCGAGCAGACCUCACGCCAGAAGAAAUUGAGACCGCCGCAACAUUGUACGCAAUCUACUGUGACUGCCAACCGCUGCCCUUGUUUGCGAUGAAGCACUUCACAGCCAAUUUUGCUUCUCGCGAUCCAGAAUUGAUCUACGCCGUCUCUGCGAUGUCAUUUCGAUUCAGCGAUACUGAAAAUCUUGCCGACGCGCGUGCUGUCGAACUACUUGAACGAAGCAGGCGACUAGUCAUGACGAAGGUGAUCGAAGGACAGGUAGAGCUUUCAACGAUUCAGGCACUGUGUGUACUCACUGUCGUGGAAUUCAAUGAUGGAGCCACCGCUCGUGCAAGUGCAUACAGCUCUCUAGCCUACGAUCUGGCACAGUCCGCGGGCUUGGCAGUCGAGAUGUACUCGCCCUACGACUCACAGAUGCUCGAGGAAAGACAUCACUGUCACUGGAGUUGUGUCUUGCUCAAACACCUUUUCGGCUCCAGCUCCAGCAAGCUGACUCUCCUGCCCAGCGAUCUAUCACCAAGCUACCCGCGGAGUGCCGAUCCACCAGCGGGGUCUAGUUCGAACAUCACUGCACCGGGUGUUCCACAGUCGGACGGUAUCGCCGAUCCUGCUACAACUGUCGCCGUCGAUAAGGGAAUCAUAGCUUCGGUGAUUGAGCUGAGCGAGACUUGGGCGAGAACCGUCCGCUAUGCGCUCCGUCGAGGCAAGCGACAGCCACUGCCAAAUUGGGCACCCGAGUCUGAAUAUCAACAGAUCAUGGGCCGGCUGAUGGAGCACGAGACAAGAAUGCCCUAUAAGUACAGGUUCAAGCCAGCCAAAUUUGGUGACUACUCUGGCGAGGAGAUCCAGCGUCAUCGGACAUUUUGGGCUCCAUGGUACCUGAACCAGAUCUUCUACCACGCAGUAUUGUGUCUUCUGAACCAUCCACUUGUGCUGGCCUUGCAUCUACGGUCUUUCAGAAUGACGAUGGUGCCUGAGAUAUUCUUACAGCACACCGAUGACAUGAUCCAGACGCACACUUCGUGGAUGGUACAUCUCAUCGACCAAGCGAAUGCCAAAGGAUUCGUCCCCUCAGAUCCAUAUCCGUCCUAUUGUGUGGCAGUUGUCGCUACCAUCUUCUUACAACAGAGCUAUGCUGACGAUGAGGCCGUUCGACGCAAUAAGCAAGAGAAUUUUGAUAAGUGUCUGAACUUCCUACGCACGUCUGGCAGAUAUUGGAAACGGAUUGCACAGCUUGCCGACAAAGUCAAUACGUUCCAGAAUAUUGUCGCCGAGUCUUCUCAGAACGCCGCAUCUGCUGCUGACGACAAGACUUACAUUGAUCUGAGUCUGUUCUGGGAGAUACUAGAGUCCUGCUUUACUUCCGAUCAGUCGGCUGCUGCCGAGGGGUAUUUUGGGCCGUCGCUGGUCUCUAAGCGUGCACACCGCACCUCCACCAACCUAGUCAGUGGACGCCUCCUGCCACGUCCGACCAGACUUGACCCGGAUAUGUCGACGACAAGCACACCUGCUAUGCCGUCUACGGUACCUCAGGACCAACUCCAGUCUGAUUCGACCAACUUUCCUUCUAUCGACGAUCAGCUGCAGGUCUUGGCGCAGAGCUACUUUGCACAGGGCCAGGACUUUGUGAAUCUCGAUGACUGGUGGUAUCCCGAACCGACCGUCACUUGA
Molecule: messenger RNA, 1833 nt
Organism: Cyphellophora attinorum
Lineage: Eukaryota; Fungi; Ascomycota; Eurotiomycetes; Chaetothyriales; Cyphellophoraceae
Exons: 2
Coding region: 1-1833 (610 amino acids)
Biological process (GO): DNA-templated transcription
Cellular component (GO): nucleus
Molecular function (GO): zinc ion binding; DNA binding
Source: RefSeq, a predicted model, not a curated record